Messenger RNA from Trichomonas vaginalis G3, 1719 nucleotides. RefSeq names its product spectrin binding. The record is from RefSeq and is a predicted model, not a curated record. Bases 1 to 1719 code for a protein of 572 amino acids. The transcript has a single exon. Gene Ontology annotation, molecular function: protein binding; fatty-acyl-CoA binding. Lineage: Eukaryota; Parabasalia; Trichomonadida; Trichomonadidae.
AUGAGUUCUUUUAUUCGAGUUAUUGCUAGAUUUCAAGAAGCUCAACGACUUGGAAAGGAUACUACACAGCUAAUGCAAACAUUAGCAGUAUUUCUUAAUGAUUUUGUUAUCGUUCCAGAGUUUUAUUAUCUUCCAAUUGAUAUUUCAUCACAAUUGAUUCUUGAACAUAAAGGAAAAUUCGCAAAGGAUGUUGCAAUAUACAUUAUUGAAAACUUUGCACGUGUUUACAAACGAAAUUGCUCAUCUUCAGUCGAAGAAAUGAAUCAAGAAAACAAACAAUUCUCUGGAUUAGAUAUUUGCAUGCAGAUCAAGAAAAUCCUUACAUGGCCUGAAGAGAAUCCAGUAAUUUCAGUGAAACCUCCUUUAGAAUCAACAAAUGAAAAUAAAUAUCAUAUUCAAAUGAUAGAAGCAAGCUAUAACCAAAAGCUAGAUGUACUAAGAAAUGAAUAUGAAGAAGAAAUGUUUAGAUUAAAUGCAGUUAAAUGGGAUAUUAAAAACGAAAUCGAUUCUACAGACUACAAAUGCUUUGUUCAGCAAAGAGAUGCAGAAAAAGAGAUAAACAAGCUCUUAGAACAACACAACGCAAAAUUAAAGGAAAUUCAUGAGAAAGAAACAGAAAUUUUGAAUAAAAUUAAAUAUCUCGAGAACCGUAUCAAUAAUCCAAUUACCGAAGAGCAACAACAGCAGAUUCUUAAUGAAUUAAACGCUGAUCAUAAGAAACAAGUCGAACAAAUUACAAAUCAUCUGAAAGAAGAGAUUGAUUACAUCAAAGAACAGUGGAGAAAGAACGAUCCAAAGAGAAAUACACCAGAGUGGCAGAGAGAAGAGGCUCGAAAGAAGAAAGAAGAAUAUGAUGCAAAGAAAGAAGCUCUAAAGAAGGCCAAAGAAGCGGAAAAGGCAAAGAAACUUCUUGAGAAGCAGAAACAAGAAGCGUUCGAGAGAUCUCUCGUUGAAGUUCCUCAAAUUAUUUACGAUAAUUUUGAAUUUCCUGAGAAAAUCAUCAAAGUUCAACCAAUUCAUAAACCUAAGGAACCAUCAAUACCAAGGAAUCCAAAGAAUAUCUUUGAUUGCAUUCUUGCAAACGAUAUUGAAAAAGCAAAGAGUCUUAUUCAACGAAAGCCCGCUAUUGUUAAUGAAUAUGGCGAUGCUCGUACAUUACCACUCCAACAAGCCACAAAAUACGAUAGACCAGAGAUAAUCAAAUUAUUAUUAGACAACGGAGCUGAUAUCAAUGCUAAAGAUGGUCUUGGAAGGACAGCACUCCAUUAUGCAAUUAUCAAUGAAAGCACUUCUCUUGUAGAUCUUCUCAAAACCAAAAAUCCAAGAAAUGAUAUUCCGGAUAGAGAGGGUAAAAAGGCAAUUGAUUUACUUAUGGACCGCAGGGACAGCAAGACAGCGCUAAAAGUAGCCAUUAAAGAGGAUAACAGGCGCGCAAUGGCUGAUAUCUUCAAGAGAUGGCCAGAUAUGGUCAAUAUGAAGCUUUCUGAUGGAACUCAGUUGAUUCAUACUGCAGCAUCUAAGGGAUAUCCUUAUUCAAUUGAACUUCUUUUGCAGUGGGGAGCUGAUAUCGAAGCAAAAGACGACUUUAACUGCACUCCAUUCCAUUACGCAUGCAAGACUCAUCAAGAUGAUGCCAUCCAGUUCCUUUUGGACCAUGGAGCUGAUUAUCAUGCUUUAGAUAACAAUAAGAAGUUGCCUUUUGAUUACUACCAACAAUAA